CUUAUAGUGAUCGAACAUAUAUGCAGUGGUCAGUGUUUUCCUGUUCUCCUUCUUUUUAUUUGUACAUCUGAGAAGCGUGAGCUCAGUUUGAUUCUUGUCUUGUUUCUUGUUACAAUGACGUCUAACAAUAACAUACUGGUUUUAUUGCUCAAAAAGUGUUUUCUAUCUAUUUUGUUGUUUACUUGCACCGUUUAUUGUCAAAACAAAGAUCAGUUAUUAGUGGACACCGCAUUUGGAGAAAAUCCUUACUGUUAUGAUUGCACAUGCGUCCCUUCUGCCCAAUGCAAAAAUACAAAUGGAGACAAUAUUAUUAAUCUAAGAUUUCAGUCAGUUUCUUGCGUCGAGGAUGACGCACUUUGCUGUCGCGACGAAGACAUAAUAAGAGAAGAAAAAAAGAAUGACACCACCGCACCUAAAACAAAACAACCUUGCGGAACCCGUCGUUCAGAUGGAGUAGGACUUUUCAGAAUAAAUGACAAUGAUAACACCGAAUUCGGUGAAUUCCCCUGGAUGAUCGCAUUGUUCCACGAAGAACACGACUCCGAUAUUUCGGCGGAUGUUUACAAGUACAAAUGCGGCGGAUCUCUCAUACAUCCGCAGGUCGUACUUACAGGAGCUCACUGUGUGCCUAAGGACAUAAAAAAGUUGAUUGUGCGAGCGGGUGAUUGGGAUUUGAAUUCUACGGACGAGGUAGUACCACAUCAGGAACGAAAAGUACAGACGUUUAUAAUACAUCCUAAAUACAAUCGUGGUUCUUUGCACAACGAUGUCGCUUUGCUGUUCCUCGAGACCGCCUUUGCUGAAGCUGAAAACAUAGAUGUUGUGUGUUUACCUCCCCAAAAUACAAAUUCGGACAAUUCGAGGUGCAUUGCGACUGGAUGGGGUAAAACCAGCUUCAACAAGACGGCCCUUCUGCAGCGAAUAUUAAAAAUUGUUGAACUGCCCAUUGUUGAGCACGAGUCAUGUCAAGCAAAAUUAAGAACCACGAAACUCGGCAAGUACUUUAUACUGGAUCCUAGUUUUAUAUGUGCGGGAGGAAUGCCUGGAGUAGAUGUUUGUACGGGAGAUGGAGGAAGCCCUUUAAUAUGUCCUGUAAAAGGGAAGGAUCAGUACUAUCAAGCGGGAAUUGUCGCCUGGGGAAUUGGAUGUAAAUCUGACGUUCCUGGAGCUUACGUGAACGUUGCUCUGUUUCGGGAUUGGAUUGAUGAGCAAAUGAAAGCACAAAAUUUUAAUAUAAGUAUCUAUCAAUACUGAGAUAUGACUUUAAAACUUUUCUGUUGGCAAAAUGUAUUUUUAAUAUAAGCUUUUUUACUAUUUUA
Aethina tumida (small hive beetle) is the source of this 1319-nucleotide messenger RNA. Its product is annotated as phenoloxidase-activating factor 2. Gene Ontology annotation, molecular function: serine-type endopeptidase activity. The record is from RefSeq and is a predicted model, not a curated record. NCBI's taxonomy places the organism in Eukaryota, Metazoa, Arthropoda, Insecta, Coleoptera, Nitidulidae. Bases 115 to 1254 code for a protein of 379 amino acids. The transcript has 2 exons. Gene Ontology annotation, biological process: proteolysis.